AUGAUUCACACAGCUGCUGACUCAUUCAACCUGCCAGGUAGCUCACAUCCAGACGACCACAUUUCCAGCGACGGCGAAGCCUUUCCCCCACAGCGUGUUGACUGGGAGGCUAUGAGAGCCGGCCCCAACAUGGAGGAAUAUCUGCGCAAUGCGCCGAUCCCGGAGUACUCUGACGAAGAAGGCAUCAGUAUGCCCCUUGAUGACCUCGGCGAAAUAUCAGCCACCGACACCAGCGUUGAGGACGGCGAGAACGGGGACCAUGCAGGAGACCAUCACGAAGAGCCCGAGUUCGAUGCCCUUGCCGCCGGGCUCAAGGAGAUAUCCAAUCUGGGAAAGUUCACCGUCAGUAGCCACAAGCAGGGCAACGGUGUUGAGCAGCUGCGCAAUGACAGUUUGAAGACCUACUGGCAUUUUGACUACCAGUACCAGCAAUCGAGCUUACUGACUGGCGAUAGAUCCGAUGGGCCCCAACCACAUAAGCUAACGAUAUAUUUCAUCAAGCGAGUCGGUAUCAGAGACAUUCGCUUCUUCGUGGACUACAAUGAGGACGAGUCCUACACGCCUACCAAGAUCAUCUUCAAGUCCGGCACCAGUGAGAACAACCUUGUUCAGUUCGCCACGAUGGAAAUGUCGCAACCCUCUGGCUGGCAGCAUGUUCCUAUUGUUGGCGCUGGUGGUGGCCCCGACGGCAAUACGCUGGUCUCCUACGUGUUCCAAAUGCAGAUACUUGAGAACCACCAGAAUGGAAAGGAUACCCACCUUCGGUCCAUCAAGAUCUAUGCUGCCGACACUGACGCCCCCAACGUCGAGCUGGGCAGUACGCACCAUCCCCUGCCGCCGAUUUUAGAACAAGGUCGAACGCCACCAUUUACACGCCUGCUCUUUCUCCUGAACCCGGGCUCUGGAGAGGACCCCUUCGAAGCACAGCUGCAAAUCAUCAAUCUCGAAGAUGCGCCUCCCUAUGAAGCGUUAUCCUAUACCUGGGGAAAGCCCACUGACGAGGCGAGGGAUUACAUCUGGCUACAAGGCUAUCCUUUGCCCGUCAAACCGAAUCUAGAGGAUGCCUUGCGCUCUCUGCGCUUGCCGACGCAGGUGCGCCGACUAUGGAUCGACGCCCUCUGCAUUGACCAGUCGAACUUGGACGAACGCUCUCGCCAGGUUCAGUACAUGAGGUUAGUUUAUAAACAUGCCGCCCGCGUGAUUGUUUGGCUGGGCCUCAAGACUUCUGGAACUCAAGAGGCAUUCCUAGCCGCGGAGAGGCUUGCGAGGAUCAGAGAAUACACUCAUCCCGGUCCGAACGCCGCGCAACUUGAUACCGGUGCCUCGCAGCAACUGAUGAGCAGCAUGGCUGAUGACCUGCCCGAGACCUGCAUGAUUCAUCUGAACGAAGUCUUUGAACGGCCGUACUUUAACCGAUGUUGGUGUGUACAAGAAGUGGUGGCAUCGACAUGGGCAAUCGCCAAGAUCGAGGACUUAGAGAUGUCCUUUCUCGACCUGAUCGCGUCGCUAGUAAUCCUCGCCCGAUGGAAAGGGGAAAUCUCAAUCCACCGACCUUACGAGCUGUGGAAUCUGAUUCUAAUGCGCCGCCAGGCGACCAUGACCCAGGGCCGGCCCAAAGUCGAGGGCUCAAUCGGCUCGUUUCUCGGCCUGCUCGAACGGACCCGGACGCUGCAGGCGACCGACGACCGCGACAAGGUGUUUUCUCUACUGUGCAUCUGCGAUGAGGGAUUGAACCCCGUGCUGGCGCUGACGGGGGUCUUUGACAACAAUGACAGCUGGCGCAUCCGACUGAUCCGUCGAGGCUUCACGCGUAUCAACAACUUCGUCAACGGGCUCGCACCUAAUCUCAACUUUGGGCGGCCGAGAGCUCUGCGGCCGGAUUACAAAAGGGAGACGGUGCUGGUUUACUGCGAUCUGACGCGGUUCCUCAUGCGGAAGCAGCCGAGGAUCUUGGACGUCCUUGAUCAUGUACAGCAUAACGAAGACCCGGAUCUUGGGGAGUACCCAUCAUGGGUGCCGAAAUGGUUCGACCAGAGGACUUGCUUCGUAUUCAAGGGGGCAUAUCUCGCCGGUUUCUGCGACGGUCACUUCCGGUACUUUGCUGAGCUUCACGACAUCCCCGUCCGAGACGAUCCCGUGCAACCAAGGGUUUUGUCGUUGGAUGGGUAUCAUGUCGAUGUGGUGCAGAAGACAAGUGAGACGUUCGACUUUGGGUGGGGAUCGCGGGCAACAGCAUCAGCUAUCUUGGACGCCUGGGAUCAGCUCUUCGGUGUGUCUAUUGCGCCCAGGUGCGGACAGAACUAUCGAGACGGCAGUCUGCUCGAUGUAGCAUUCUGCAAGGCCGUGUUGGCCGGUGUCCUGGGAUCGAUCAUUGGUCACAGUCACCUUCUCACUCAGAAGCAUGGGGGCCUCAACCCGCUCUUCGACGACCGCACGCGGAGACCACCCGAAGAGCUUGACGAGGAGGUUCGAGACCUUGCCGAGACGUUUCUCACCCAGGUGGCUGAGUUUGGUCUUCCGCUGACGGCAGAUGGGUUCGGACAUCCAGGACGGGAGGAGAAGUUGCAGACUUUUGGCGCCGGGGCGCGGACCUAUUCGAAUAACCGGCGGGUGUUCGUGACUCGUGGCGGGCGUGUUGGCAUUGGAUCCAAGAUGAUGCAGCCGGGCGACGAUGUCGUCGUCCUCUUCGGAGGCCGCAUGCCGUUCAUUGCGCGGCCCAGAGGGUUACCCAGAGGGCAACACUGGCACCUGGUUGGAAGCUGUUAUGUGGUUGACGAUGAGUUGAUGUGGGGGAAGAUCACCGAGAAGGUGAGAUCCAACCGCGGCGGUCCUCCGCGAGUGAUCUUUGAGUUCCACUGA
Colletotrichum navitas is the source of this 2859-nucleotide messenger RNA. Its product is annotated as anaphase-promoting complex, subunit 10-domain-containing protein. The coding region runs from base 1 to 2859 and encodes 952 amino acids. Gene Ontology annotation, cellular component: anaphase-promoting complex. Gene Ontology annotation, biological process: anaphase-promoting complex-dependent catabolic process. The record is from RefSeq and is a predicted model, not a curated record. The transcript is spliced from 3 exons. NCBI's taxonomy places the organism in Eukaryota, Fungi, Ascomycota, Sordariomycetes, Glomerellales, Glomerellaceae.